Humulus lupulus (European hop) is the source of this 765-nucleotide messenger RNA. RefSeq lists its product as uncharacterized. The coding region runs from base 1 to 765 and encodes 254 amino acids. NCBI's taxonomy places the organism in Eukaryota, Viridiplantae, Streptophyta, Magnoliopsida, Rosales, Cannabaceae. The record is from RefSeq and is a predicted model, not a curated record. The transcript has a single exon.
AUGAGCUGGAUUAUUAACUCAGUCUCACCUCCCAUAGCUACCAUCAUUUUAUACCGAGAUCGUGCUUCUACAACGUGGCAAGAUUUUCAUGAUCGGUACUAUCAGAGCAAUGGCCCUCGGAUUUAUCAACUGAAGCAGUCCAUUUCCAACAUCAAACAAGUGGAUCUUGACAUUACCACACAUUUUACCAAGUUGCAAACUCUCUGCGAUGAACUGACAAUGUUUAGGCCCCUCACUGAUGGUGCCUCUUCAAAUUACCAAGAACAAGAUUAUGUCUUGUAUUUUUUAAUGGGUUUAAAUGAAUCCUAUCCUCAAAUCCGCUCCAAUAUUCUGAUGAUGGAGCCCCUUCCUCCCAUUAACAAAGUUUUUUCUCUCAUCAUCCAAGAGGAAAAACAAAGACCAUUGUCUAAUCUUCAGUUGCCCAUUGCUGCCCAUGUUCACACAAACAAAUCUUUUGCGAAGAAACCUUUACUGUGCACUCACUGUGGUCUCCAAAAUCAUACACGUGAUCUUUGCUACAAGCUCCAUGGUUUUCCCCCUAGUUGGAAACCAAAACCUCGUGACUCAAAUUCUUCUUGGACUGCCAACAAACCAGAUUUUCAACCCAAGUACCCACCAAAACAGGGAAUAGCUGCUGCCGUUUCUAAUGGUCCACCAACUUCCACUUUCACUACUGAACAAUACCAACAACUCCUCACUUAUCUCGCUAUCUCAACAUCCCGAGACCACUGCCACAGUUUUACAAGUUUCCGGUAUACAUUCUAA